AUGUCUAGCAAAGCAAGUCAAACAAAAGUUCCUCCUACCGACAACACUGAAGUGCAUGAAAUCAGCUCACUCAUUCAUGAAGCCAAUGUACGUCUAUGUCGAUUACGUCUUUGGCUUAAUCGGCAAGCAAUAGGUUUCCAAAUUUCACCCUCUUCUAGUUCACCUCCUGUCAUACGUAUGGUUGAAUCUAACAGUCCAGCGUCAGCGGUUGGCCUUCAAAUCUGUGAUGCUAUUCUUGCUAUCAACAAUCAGAAUGUAUCUGAAGCGAAUUUUCAACAAGUCACAGCGGCUAUAAAAACUGCGCUGGAUACCAAAGGUGGCGUUGAUUUACUAGUUGUACAACAAAAAUUCUAUAAGGAAUUAAGGAAAAAAGAUAUAUCAAUGAUUUCUAGCUUGGCUAACGUACUCGUUACACCAUCUACUAUGCCUGCUGAUUUCCUUAAUUUUCCUAAGCAUCAACCACGAACUUGUGACAUUCAUUUAAAUAAGAAUAACAAAACAUUUGGCUUCGAGGUCGUUAGUGGAGAUGAUGAUAUUGGCAUGUAUAUUCAAGAAGUCACUCCAAAUUCACCAGCUAGCGAUGCUGGCUUACGUAAAAGUGAUCGAAUUAUAGAAAUUAAUGGCACUUACAUAGAACAAGAUUCCAAACCGAAUUAG
Rotaria sp. Silwood1 is the source of this 657-nucleotide messenger RNA. NCBI's taxonomy places the organism in Eukaryota, Metazoa, Rotifera, Eurotatoria, Philodinida, Philodinidae. The record is from the annotation of a GenBank genome assembly.